AUGAGCAACGCUGAAACACACGGGGCCGCCGUUCAGGCUGCAGCAUACUCAGCGACCAAUCUCCCUCAUUUUAACGAUCAAAUUAAGCCCGAGGAAGCUGUCUCUCAAAACUAUGGGAGCGAAACUCGAGAGACGUUUAAAACAGCCUCUACAGACCACUGGCUUCCGGACUGUCUCUGCGCCCAUUUGCAUGAAGACUGUCCAGCUUCUCGGUCACCAUCACCCAACAGCGAACAACUAGCUCCACCUUCAUCACCUAUAUUUCAUGUUCGUUCUGUUACUAUGACGCUUGCAGAACUACAGAGUGCUUCUCAAUCGUCUUGUUGGCUUUACAGUGUUAUCUUCACAGGAAUCAAGAACAUGCCGACUUGGGACCCGACUAAGCCUGCGCCGAAUCGAGCCUCCUUUCGUCUGGAAACAUCCAAGACCGGGGUAAACAUAGAGGCACUGGGCGGAACACAACGUCGCGUUCCAGAGCCCGGCUUUUUCUUUUAUGUUGAUGGCCAGAAAGGCAAGUGA
Messenger RNA from Fusarium venenatum, 519 nucleotides. RefSeq lists its product as uncharacterized. The record is from RefSeq and is a predicted model, not a curated record. NCBI's taxonomy places the organism in Eukaryota, Fungi, Ascomycota, Sordariomycetes, Hypocreales, Nectriaceae.